Molecule: messenger RNA, 2767 nt
Organism: Halichondria panicea
Lineage: Eukaryota; Metazoa; Porifera; Demospongiae; Suberitida; Halichondriidae
Product: tyrosine-protein kinase Fes/Fps-like
Exons: 15
Coding region: 154-2703 (849 amino acids)
Biological process (GO): protein phosphorylation; multicellular organism development; cell surface receptor protein tyrosine kinase signaling pathway
Cellular component (GO): plasma membrane; signaling receptor complex
Molecular function (GO): transmembrane receptor protein tyrosine kinase activity; ATP binding
Source: RefSeq, a predicted model, not a curated record
GAUCACACACAUGGCUUUGCCAAGAAGAUUGAUUGAUAGAUGAUCUCAUAGAUAGAUAAUAGCAGAGGAAGAACUGUUCAUACUUUUGCUGCAUGUGAAUGUCUAUGAGCUAGUGUGUGAGAGAAGUUGCCAGGAGUCAAGGCUAACAGAGGAAUGAAGAUGCCAGGAGUCAAGACUAACAGAGGAAUGAAGUUGCUGCUUCUCUGCACUAUGUAUCUGCAGCUCACUCAUGGAGAAGGUAUCAAGUGUGACAGCCUAGCCGUCCCGCAACAUGGAAGUGUGGAGGUACAUGGAGGGUUGAGCAGGGACACUCAAGUAGGGGCCGUGGCAGUGUACAGCUGCAACGUUGAUCACGUUCUGGUGGGUGUGGUCAAUCGCACAUGUACCAUGGACAGUUCAUGGACUGGAGCCCCACCCACUUGUGUUGCUGCUUGCCCACCUCCACCACCACUGGCAAAAGGGCGUAUGUUGCGGACAUGGACAUCAAGUGAUCCAUUAGGUACUGUAGCUGUCUAUGGCUGUGUGGAGGGCUUCACCACGGCUACUGGGAGACCUACUAUUAGUAUCAAUUGUGGCAAAGACAGGCAGUGGGGAGAGCUGCCCGUGUGUGAAGUUGUGAGAUGUGAGGAAUUGAAGUCACCUGAUAAUGGACUUGUGUACUUGACCAAUGAAACGUUAGUCGGCUCUGUAGCCUACUAUAACUGCAGCCAUGGUUACCAGAUUAGUGGUAACAGUGCUCGUACCUGCUCUGGUGAUGGACAAUGGUCUGGCAAUGCAACACUGUGUAAGAGCACUGCUAGUGGCACUGAUAUAGGCACUUCUACAGGCACUACAGGCACUGAUACAGGCACUACUACAGGCACUACUACAGGCACUGAUACAAGCACUACUACAGGCACUGCUACAGGCACUGAUACAAGCACUUCUACAGGCACUGAUACAAGCACUGAUACAAGCACUUCUACAGGCACUGAUGCAGGUGGUGUUUCCACCGCUCCAAGAACUGCACUGACUUGGCUCUACCAGGCUGUCAUAUCCGUCAUAUGUGUCCUUACAAUGAUCGUUCUCAUCAUGGUGGCAACUAUCGCCGUACUUUGUGUUAAGAGGAGGAAAUAUAAAACAAUGCAGAUGACCAUGGACCUGACAACUCUGAACGAUACUUCACUCAACAAUCCAGUAUACGAAGGUAAUCAAAGGCUGUCGUUCCAUCUGUCGGGUUCGAAUGUCAAUAUGAGUCAAUACCAGAUCCAAGAUUCCAUUCGUGGUUCCAGUGAGUCCAUUUAUGAACAGCUCUCUGAGCAAGGGACGCUAAGACCACCACCAGCAUCUCUACCACGCCCCAGCCUUCACUACGCACCAUCUCUACCACCCCCCAACCUUCACUACGAGAUGGCCUCACUUGUAACACCGUCUUCUCUGCAGUCAGUGGAUUACCUGUACGAUGUGUGGGCGGAUAGCGGGCAUCACUAUGACACUGCUAGCAACUACAAGUCAAGUCUGUACGAUCUACCAGCGUCACCCUAUGAGAUACCCACACCCACAAGCAAAGUGUCCAUGGCUGAUAUCUAUGGUAGUCUAUACAACAUUCUUCAUGAUCAUGUGACCUCUCCCUCGUCAUCACCUGCUGGUUCACCACUCAAGCUCUGCAGAAAGAGCCAGUCACGAUCUUCCCUGGACCAAGUGUUCUUUACUGAGAGUGAUGUGUACUGGAGACCAGCCACCAACUCUGCCAGUCUCUAUGAGCAGCUGGCUAGGAACAGAUACAGGGAAAUACUCAGAGAACAAAUACAAGUGACUGUACACUUGGGCUCUGGCCAGUUUGGUAUGGUGAACAAAGGUUUGUGGCAAUCUCCAGUGGGUGUGAAGGAGGUAGCUAUCAAGACUCUCAAGACCACCUCCAAUGAGGAAGACAAAGUCAAGUUCCUCCAGGAGGCGGCCAUUAAUGGACAGUUCCAGCAUCCCAACGUGGUCAAGUUGUACGGGGUGGUCACCAUGGGAGACCCUGUGAUGAUUGUACUGGAGAUUCUCGUGAAUGGAGACCUUCGAAACUAUCUUAUCAAACUACGGCCAGAGCCAGGAGAGCUAGUGCCAUCAAACACUCCACAGAUGCUGCUCCAGUUCUGUACUGACGUAGCCGCUGGGAUGGUGUACCUCUCUAGCAAAGCAUUCGUACACAGGGACCUAGCUGCCAGGAACAUACUGCUCACUAAAGGCAAGACAUGCAAGAUUGGUGAUUUUGGCCUCUCGAGAGAUUUGGAGGAUGAGAGUUACUACAUAUCUCACGGAGGGGAAAUCCCUGUCAAGUGGACAGCCCCAGAGGCGCUCCAUUACAAGAAAUACUCGACAGCCAGUGAUGUGUGGAGCUUUGGUUGUGUAAUGUACGAGAUAUGGAGUCUGGGGCACAAACCAUUCAGAGGGUGUUCCAACACCGAGGCGGUGAAUUUGCUUGACCGUGGGUUUCGACUUCCUCCUCCACCUGGCUCUGCCAGAGAGGUGUACCAGAUCAUGAUACAAUGCUGGCAUCCUGCUACAUUUCACAGACCAACAUUUACUGAGCUGUAUCAGAGGGUCUGUGUCGACAUGUCCCCCCUCCCACAAGAGACCACACCCAGUGAAGCCGCACCCCAUCACCUGACUGUGCUCGGAGGAUCACUGGAGACUGGCAAAGACUUGUAUCCCGACCUGCAGAACUUGUACACUUGACAAGGCAAUUGCUAAAUAACAUUUUGCAUUAUACUUGAAAAAAUACUCUUAUCUUAUGUUUCCA